Molecule: messenger RNA, 1863 nt
Organism: Colletotrichum chrysophilum
Lineage: Eukaryota; Fungi; Ascomycota; Sordariomycetes; Glomerellales; Glomerellaceae
Exons: 4
Coding region: 1-1863 (620 amino acids)
Biological process (GO): translation; glutaminyl-tRNA aminoacylation
Cellular component (GO): cytoplasm; cytosol
Molecular function (GO): glutamine-tRNA ligase activity; ATP binding
Source: RefSeq, a predicted model, not a curated record
AUGGCGGACACCCCUGCGGAUCCCACCGCCAAGCUGGCUGAGUCCACGGCCAAGCUCCAGCUCGAUGAGGAGACGGGUGAGAUGGUCAGCAAGGGCGAGCUGAAGAAGAGAUUGGCCAAGCGCGCGAAGAAGGCUGCCACCGAGAAGGCAAAGGCUGCGAAGGAGGCCGCCGGCGGUGCUGCUGAGAGCAAGCCCAAGGCCGCCCCCAAGCCUAAGGCUGAGGAGGUUGUCCUCGACGCCCAGGCCAUGUUCAAGCAGGGCUUCCUCGAGGAGGUCUACAAGGAGAGGCCAUCUGAGAACGUUGCCAUUGCCGUCAACUUCGGCUUCGCCAAGUACCACGGCGGUGUCUGCUACCUGCGAUACGACGACACGAACCCCGAGAAGGAGGAGGAGAGAUACUUCACUGCGAUAGAGGAGAUGGUCAGGUGGCUGGGAUUCGCUCCCUACAAGAUUACCUACUCGAGCGACAACUUCCAGAAGCUGUACGACCUCGCCGAGAAGCUGAUUACCCUGGAGAAGGCCUACGUGUGCUACUGUGGUGACGCCGAGAUCAAGCUCCAGCGCGGUGGAGAGAAGGGAGCCACCCCCAGAUUCCGAUGCGAACAUGCGAACCACUCCAUCGAGGAGAACCUUCAGAAGUUCAGAGACAUGAAGGACGGAAAGUACAAGCCCAGGGAAGCCUUCCUUCGCAUGAAGCAGGACAUCACCGACGGUAACCCCCAGAUGUGGGAUCUCGCGGCGUACCGCAUCAAGACCGACACACCUCACCACCGAACCGGCUGGGACUGGAAGAUCUACCCCACAUACGACUUCACGCACUGCUUGUGCGAUAGCUUCGAGGGCAUCACCCACUCCCUGUGCACAACAGAGUUCGUCCAGAGCCGUGUAUCUUACGAGUGGCUGAACAAGACUCUUGGCGUCUACGAGCCCAUGCAGCGCGAGUACGGCCGUCUGGGUAUCACCGGCACCGUCCUCUCCAAGAGAAAGAUCCUGAAGCUGGUGGAGGAGAAGAUCGUUCGUGGCUGGGAUGACCCUCGCCUGUACACAUUGAUUGGUAUCAAGAGGAGAGGUGUUCCUCCUGGCGCCAUUCUCGACUUCGUCAACGAGCUGGGCGUCACCACCUCUGUCUCCGUCAUCCAGAUUAAGCGCUUCGAGCAGACUGUCCGCAAGUACCUCGAGCGCACUGUUCCCAGAUUGAUGAUGGUCCUUGACCCCAUCCCGGUUAUCAUUGAGGGCGCUGAGACUCAAGAAGUCGAACUGCCUUUCUCUCCCAAGGACCCCAAGAUGGGUUCCCACACCGUCAAGUUCACGCCUACCGUCUAUAUUGACCGCGCCGAUUUCCGAGAGGUCGACAGCAAGGACUACUUCCGUCUUGCGCCCAAUAAGACUGUCGGUCUUCUCAACGCCCCCUGCCCCAUCAAGGCUACAUCCUACACCAAGGACGAGACCACCGGCAAGGUCACCGAGAUUCGUGCUGUGUUCGACACGGAAACCAAGAAGCCCAAGGCCUUCAUCAACUGGGUCGGCACCGAGGGUUCCAAGAAGGUCGAGGCCCGUAUCCACAACUCCUUGUUCAAGAGCGAGAAGCCCGACGACGCCGAGGGCGGUUUCCUCAACGAUAUCAACCCUGAUAGCGAGGUCAUCUACCCCGACGCCAUCAUUGAGAGCGGCUUUGACGAGGUCAAGCGCCGCGCGCCCUGGCCUGAGGCUGCUGGCGAGAGCGAGCUCGGCAAGGGUGGACCCGAGAGUGUUCGUUUCCAGGCCACCCGUAUUGCCUACUUUGCCGUCGACUCUGACAGCACUGAUGACAAGAUCGUCCUUAACCGUAUUGUGUCGCUGAAGGAGGAUGCCAACAAGAACUGA